AUGGCAGACCACUACAAUAAGCUUGGUGGAGUUUUUGAUGACGAGAUGCUCCCUUCAUGGCGUUUCAGAGUGAAAAUACUCAGGGUCUACAAGUUAUACUACGAGAUUACCGGUCCCAUACCCUAUUGGGUUUAUGUUCUAGCGGAUGAACAUGGGGGCAAGAUUGAGAUGACCAUUGAUCCCUUAACCGCAGAAGAUUUUGAAGGACUAGAGAAACAAGAGGGAAAGUGGGUGGAGAUCUUUCGGGUCAAAUUUGACCGUGCCUUUCCAGGUCUUAGAGCAGGUCGAUAUAGACUAACUGCUAUGUGGAAUACAAAAUUCCAAAUCAUCUAUCCUCCGAAUAGUCGGCAUUACAUGGAAUUCAAGAAUAUCCAUCGAAUCGCUGACAUCAGCUACAAGGACAGAAACUAUCCUAUAGGUAUGAUUUCUAACCACUAA
Molecule: messenger RNA, 438 nt
Organism: Eruca vesicaria subsp. sativa (arugula)
Lineage: Eukaryota; Viridiplantae; Streptophyta; Magnoliopsida; Brassicales; Brassicaceae
Source: the annotation of a GenBank genome assembly